AUGGAUUUUGAAAAAAUAUCUUCGUUUACAAUUGAUCGACCAUCUACUGAUAAAGACAAUGCGGAUGAUAUUCCAAUAUGGUUACAUUUGACAAAUGAACAAUUUCAAGAAUUAUUUCGUAAAAUAUUUUCUUCAAUAUCAACAACAACCAUAUCCAUUGAAGAAUUACAACAAUUAGCAAUAACUAUGUAUCAAGAACGAAAACGUCUUCAUGAAAAACAACUUUGGUCAACAUUAUUAAAAACAAUUGAAAAUGGUUUACAUCGAUGGCCUACCAUGUUAAAACAAGUGAUUCUAUCCAUGAAUAUAGUUCGUAAUCAAUCGAUCGAAUAUUUAACUGAUGAAAUGUAUUCCGAUGUGGUUCGAAUCUAUUUACAAAAACCUAUUAUUGAACAAAUCGUACAACAUGAAACAAUUGUUGAAAAUAUGUUAGAAAAAUAUGUCGAUGAUCAUUUUCAUUUCUUAGAUUAUGCUUAUGA
Messenger RNA from Adineta ricciae, 479 nucleotides. NCBI's taxonomy places the organism in Eukaryota, Metazoa, Rotifera, Eurotatoria, Adinetida, Adinetidae. The record is from the annotation of a GenBank genome assembly.